AUGGCUCUGCAGACUCCCCUGCCUCCCCACCUCCGGAGGGGUCUGACGACAUUCAGCGGCUCCCUCUUCAUCAACAACAAGACCGGUGACUGUGGCCUGAGACAGAUCUACACCCCAGGACAGGAGGUGCUUUCCUGUUUGCCUCUGCAAAUGAUGCUGUAUUUCAACGUCUUUUACUUCCCUUUCUGGUGUCUGGCAGAGGGACUCAUGCUGGAACUUAAGUACAACCUCCUGCCCACUUACUAUCAAGUUCUCCUAGUUGGUGCAUAUCUGAUUAUCAUCUUAUUGGAAGGUUUGCGUCUCUACCUUGGAUACAUUGGGAACCUGCAAGGAAAGGUCCCAGAGCUUGCUGGCUUCCUCCUGUUGUCAUUCCUGAUAGAGCUGCCUGUCCUGUUGUUCCUUCUGACUGAUAAGGAUACCAUCAGGCUGCCUCUGGAGAUGGCCAUGCAUCUGAUCCUCCUCCUCUUUCUCACCUCUGAGAUUGGAGCUGCCUUUUUUGCACUUAAAGGAAUGACCAAGCAGCUGGCAAGGCAAUUCUACCUGAAGCAGUUUGAAGGGGGGGCCUGA
Messenger RNA from Gekko japonicus, 567 nucleotides. RefSeq names its product transmembrane protein 17B-like. Gene Ontology annotation, biological process: non-motile cilium assembly. Lineage: Eukaryota; Metazoa; Chordata; Lepidosauria; Squamata; Gekkonidae. Gene Ontology annotation, cellular component: ciliary transition zone. The transcript has 4 exons. Bases 1 to 567 code for a protein of 188 amino acids. The record is from RefSeq and is a predicted model, not a curated record.